Messenger RNA from Scatophagus argus, 3636 nucleotides. RefSeq names its product SH2B adaptor protein 1 (gene sh2b1). Gene Ontology annotation, cellular component: plasma membrane. Gene Ontology annotation, biological process: intracellular signal transduction. The transcript has 10 exons. Gene Ontology annotation, molecular function: transmembrane receptor protein tyrosine kinase adaptor activity. The coding region runs from base 841 to 3492 and encodes 883 amino acids. The record is from RefSeq and is a predicted model, not a curated record. NCBI's taxonomy places the organism in Eukaryota, Metazoa, Chordata, Actinopteri, Scatophagidae.
GUCCGCAGGCAGGCUGACGUUGGGUAGCUAUUGUUAGCUAGCGAACGUUACACGUCUUUAAAGAAAGCUGAAUGAGCAAGACUCACACAUUGCUUGCUAGUUCAUGCUAGCAAGCUAGCGAAUGAGGCGAGUAGAAACCGUAUUCGUCUCACUUUACACUUAACAGUCUUUAAACUGUCGGGCUGCCUGUCAUUUUGACCAGUUGUUAGUUUAUUUGUAUGGCAUGUAACGGCAGAGGGGGCGACCUUCUCCCACGCCUCAUCUGAUGACUACAGACCAUCACGUUAGAUAUAAUGGUUGACAAUAUUUACCAGAAAACAUCGGUUAGACCAACAAGACUAAACUUAGCGAGAAAUAUGUCAUAUCUGUUAAGCAACUGCUGUGACUGUUUUAUCCUCCAAAUACAAAAGGAUGUGGCCACACUUCUCUGGAUGUACGACAGACGGUGAAGAAGGGGCAGACCUUGUGAAUCCCACACAUCUUACCGCCUCCAUCCAUCCAUUCACUGGCUAUCUGAAUCCCGUAUUUUCUUGCUGAAACGAGAGAGUAUUUAAUUUCACAAAAUAAUGUAGCAAAAAGCUUAGCCUUGAAGAUAUUUGACCUCUUUUAACCCCAUCUUCACAUGGGUUUGGUGCAUUGUCCUUUUAGCUCUUCAUGUUAAAUGGGGCUAAGCACUGGGGCUAACACUUAAGUUCACACUCAUUUGUAGAUUAUUAGACCAAUGUGCCGUGUUUGCCCCCAGUCACUUUGCCGCAGCUGUGCAAUCACUUCAGGUUUAUUUUGUAUGUUUGAAGUGAUUUGAUAGACCACCAGUCAGUCAUCCUCUGGGCUUUUAGGAGAAUGAACGGCUCUCUGUUAACCCCGCCCAGCCCACGGGCGGCAAACUCCUCCCCUUUACCUCCCUCACCCUCCCCAUCUCCAUCCCCUCCAUCUCCCUCUUUGCUGCCCCUGUCACCCCGCCCGCCUCCCCUGCCGCCUCUGGUGAGCCCUCCACCUCAGGCUCAUCCAUCCUCCCUGUCUGACACCCCCACACCUUCUCCCUCGCCCUGCCUGAGCUGGACCGAAUUCUGUGAGCUCCACGCCCGUGUCGCAGCUGGUGACUUUGCACGUCACUUUCGGGCCUUUCUCCUGGAAAACCCCCACUACUCUCCAGAUUCAGCUGCCGCUUUCUGCCGGCGUUUCACCGACCGUUUUGUUCGUCACUUCCAGAGCGAGCUGGAGGGGGCGCUCCCGCCAAGCUGUGCUUCUGCGAGGGACGAUAUGGUGAGCUGGGCUCCCCAGUCAGAUGCUACUUCCCUGGAAGAGGAAGCGGUCUCACCCCUGUCAGCGUCUGGGGGACCUAUUCUCCCAUGUCCCCCAACUAACACAACACGGGGCUUGUCCAAGCCUGCACCGGCACGGCUGGUGUUGGAGAACCGUAGUGGGGACAGGUUUCAAGAUUCUUAUGCCCAGGGCCAAGUCCUGCCCCCGUCUUCAUCAUCGUCAUGUUGCUCAUCAGUAGGAGGGAACAAUGGGAGACGUGAAGAGAGGGGGGCUAUGAUUGGCCCUGGAAAUGGGGAAGCACCAGUUGAAGAAGAGGAGGACAGCUGGUUAGGGGUGACAUCUGUGGGGGAAGAUGCUGAGCCAGAAGAGCAGGAAGGAGAAUCCACAGAGGUGGACAGUGCAGACCCCUCCCACACUCCUCAGAUUCAGCCUUCCUCUGUCACUCCUCCUCCUGGAUCCAAAGGUAACAGUACGCCCAGCUCCUCCAAAAACAAACUAAAGAAGCGCUUUUCCCUGCGGAGUGUGGGUCGGAGUGUUCGGGGCAGUGUGCGGGGCAUCCUUCACUGGCGAAGCUCUUCCAGUGACUCGGCCCAGAGCCAGCUGCCCUCCAGCUACAGCUACACGAUGGGUGUGCAAGACGCUGCCUUGGUUUCAACUUCGAAGAGGAACUCUGGUACACAGCCUCCCACACCCACCUCCUCCAUGCCUGUUUCUCUGUCCAUGCCCCUCUCCCUUCCUCACUCCUCUUCCUCCUCACUGCCUCCCUCAUCUUCGAGCAGCGCCACCUCUCUGUCUCUUUCGGAGGCUGCUCGCGAUCGGCGGCGGAGCAACGGUGAAGGUGGUGAGAAGGAGAAGUGGAGCCAUCGUCUGGAGAAACUCAGACUGUCACGAUCCCCUCCUCCUGUCCUCACCCCAGCCGCCGUCAGCUCUCACUCCUCUUCCGCACUGCCUCCAAGCAGCGCCGCCGCCGCUGCCAUGGGCCCUCCGAGGAAGGUAGGCCGGCUGGUGCGGGAGGGCGGAGUGAGCGUCAGUUCAUCCAGCGACGAGUUAAGUGCGAGCCACAGCUUUUCUGGUUUCUCGUUUGGUCUGCUGCAUCAUGGUACAGACAAUAACAACGCUGCUUCAGCUUCAUCUGCCGCAGCUCAGGCAGGUCCAGUGCAGCCUCUGGCCAGCGGAGGGAACGUCCCCUGGAGAGGAGGACGCUGGCAUAAAUGUCGUCUGGUCCUCAGAGAGAGGGACAGAGAAGGUGGUGAGCGGGGAGAAGAGUACUAUUUGGAAUUCUUCAUUCCACCUAAAUCGUCGAAGCCCCGACUGACGGUCCCCUGCUGCUCAAUCGUGGAUGUUAGGAGCACGACGGCGCUGGAGGUCCCUGACAAAGAGAACACCUUUCUACUGCAGCUGGAAGGCUCGGCGCAAUAUGUGAUCGAGACCCGUGACGCUGUACAGAUGAGAGCCUGGCUGAGUGACAUCAGGAACGGCAUCUGUCUCAGUGAGCAGGAAGAUGCUGAAGGUGUGUGUGUGGGGCCUCUGGACAUCAGUGGGACACCUGAGAUCGUUGACCGUCUUUCACAAGUGUGUUACGGAGGCAUCGGAGGCUCCUCACCUCUGAUGGAUCCUCUCCCACCAGAGCUGCCACCUCGAGCCCCUCUCGACGAACCGGACAGCAGGAUUCUUGUAGGAGGCGGGGCUGGCCUGGGCACACCUUUUGCUGAGACGCCAGAUGCCACAGGGUCCUUCCUGUUCUCGGAGACGACGACUGCGGAGGCAGUGGAGCACCCGCUCAGCGAGUGCCAGUGGUUCCAUGGCACCCUGUCGCGUCUCAAAGCUGCUCAGCUGGUGUUGGCUGGAGGACCCGCGAGCCACGGCGUCUUCCUGGUUCGCCAGAGCGAGACACGGCGCGGAGAAUAUGUCCUCACCUUUAACUUCCAGGGCAAGGCCAAGCACCUCCGUCUGUCCCUGAACGAGGAUGGUCAGUGUCGAGUGCAGCACCUUUGGUUUCAGUCCAUCUUUGACAUGCUGGAGCACUUCCGGGUGCAUCCAAUCCCGCUGGAGUCCGGUGGCGCCUCAGACGUCACCCUCAUCAGCUUCGUGGGUGCCACUGCUGUUCGACAGCCAGGCCGAGACAGGGCAGGCAGUCGGCCUACAGUCUGUGAUGUCAUCACCACGCGCCAUCCCGACUCUCCAUCAACCCCCAUCUCUGACUGUGUACUUGACCAGCAGACCCCGUAGCCCUCCUCAGCCUCCUCCCCUGCCGCCAGGCCGGCCGCCGCCCCCGACUCCUCCGCAGGAGAGAGGAAACGAGACAGAGGUGGGAGGAGGAGGAGGAGGAGGAGCAAGCAUGAUGACAGUGACAACAACGGGAGGAGGAGGAGC